GGGUUGGAAAGAAAGAAAGAGAGAGAGAGAUAUAGAAAGAAAGAGAGAGAGAGAAAGAGACGAGCUGUAAUCACAUGGGGUUUGUUUACAUGAUGCUUUGAUGGGACCUCCCUUCUUCAUCCUCCUCCCGACAAUUAUGAGCUGAAAGUCAUCUUCUUUGUCAAAAAGGAAAGAUUCUUCUCCAUCCCUCUACAUUUCUCGCCGGGAAAUCCAUGGCCGAACACGAUAAGGCUAUAUCCGCCCCUGUUGCGGAUGGAAAUGAUGCAGUUACUGGACACAUAAUCUCCACAACCAUUGGUGGAAAAAAUGGAGAACCUAAACAGACCAUUAGUUACAUGGCAGAACGUGUUGUUGGAACAGGAUCUUUUGGGGUAGUGUUUCAGGCGAAAUGCUUGGAAACUGGGGAGACAGUAGCGAUAAAGAAAGUAUUGCAAGAUAGAAGAUAUAAAAACCGCGAGCUGCAACUCAUGCGCACGAUGGACCAUCCAAAUGUUGUGGGUCUAAAACACUGCUUCUUCUCCACUACAAGUAACAACGAGCUUUUCCUCAACUUGGUGAUGGAAUAUGUUCCUGAAAGCAUGUAUCGAGUUUCUAAGCAUUACAGCAAUCUGAACCAGAGGAUGCCUCUUGUCUAUGUCAAACUUUAUACUUAUCAAAUCUUUAGAGGGCUGGCUUAUAUGCACAAUGUCCCUGGAGUAUGCCACAGAGACUUGAAACCACAAAAUGUUUUGGUUGAUCCUCUAACCCACCAGGUCAAAAUCUGCGAUUUUGGAAGUGCAAAGAUGCUUGUGAAGGGUGAAGCGAACAUAUCAUACAUAUGCUCGCGUUACUAUCGAGCUCCCGAACUUAUUUUUGGCGCGACUGAAUACACAACCUCCAUUGACAUAUGGUCUGCUGGAUGUGUUCUUGCUGAGCUCCUCUUGGGACAGCCUCUAUUCCCGGGAGAAAAUGCAGUGGACCAGCUUGUAGAAAUAAUUAAGGUGCUUGGGACGCCGACUCGUGAAGAGAUUCGCUGUAUGAAUCCAAAUUACUCAGAUUUCAGGUUUCCACAGAUAAAGGCUCAUCCCUGGCAUAAAAUUUUCCAUAAACGAAUGCCUUCUGAAGCCAUUGAUCUUGCUUCACGUCUACUCCAAUACUCUCCAAGUCUUCGCUGCACUGCACUAGAGGCAUGUGCACAUCCAUUUUUUGAUGAGCUUCGAGAACCCAAUGUCCGUCUUCCCAAUGGUCGCCAAUUGCCUCCUCUCUUCAACUUUAAACAAGAGUUAGCUGGGGCUUCUCUGGAGCUUGUGAACAAGUUGAUCCCCGAGCAUGUAAGAAGGCAAAUGGGUCUCAACUUUCUGCAUCCAUCAGUCACAUAAAAUGAAGAUAGGACAUAAAUGAAGAAUCAAGAUCUGUGGAAAUAUUUAUCUGAGCAAAGUCAGAUGCAUCAUUCAUUGCAUUGAGAAAACCCCCCAGCACUGUAAGCGACCGCACUUCACCUGAGUACCCUUUUUUUUCCUUCUUUUUUUCACUGUUCCCAUUGGCCGACCUCCUAAAAGCAAAGCGGUGGGGGCUGGUUGGAAGACAUGCUUGUAUAUGUUUAGUAUAUAAUCUUAAAAAAUACAAAAAAAAAAAAAACUAGAGGUUUUUGUCCAAAUGGUGGAGGGAGAGAAAAUCAAUGCAAUGAAUGGUGGAACUUGGUUAGGAUUGGGGGAGAAGAGAAUGGGAUUGGGGUGUUCCUGUUAUUAUAUUUUUAAGAAGUUUAUUGAUAUGCUUAAUUACUUACUCUACUACUUAUAAUGUUUGUUUUAGCUUUGUAUUGUUCCAUAAAAAUAUGUUAUUCCAACUCUUUGUAUACUGCACCCCUAUGCAAAGCUUUAGUAACCUUUUUUUGGUAUUUGAUUGCGGCGAAUAAUCCAUAUUGAUUUCUAAGAUUGUGUUAUAAACACUAUA
This is a messenger RNA of Impatiens glandulifera, 1932 nucleotides long. RefSeq names its product shaggy-related protein kinase eta. Gene Ontology annotation, biological process: protein phosphorylation; signal transduction. Gene Ontology annotation, molecular function: protein serine/threonine kinase activity; ATP binding. Gene Ontology annotation, cellular component: cytoplasm. The record is from RefSeq and is a predicted model, not a curated record. Bases 213 to 1358 code for a protein of 381 amino acids. The transcript has 12 exons. NCBI's taxonomy places the organism in Eukaryota, Viridiplantae, Streptophyta, Magnoliopsida, Ericales, Balsaminaceae.